AUGGCCCUGUUGGCAGUGACCCGCGCUCUGGGCUCCCUGAGCCUGGCGCCCUUGGCCAUCGCAACGCCUGUCCCGAGUCUGCUCCCCGCCGCCCAGGUGAUGAACAAUGCCUUCCUCCGAUUGCCUUCUGCCUUGGUGUCACUCCCCUGCCGCCCACUCCUUACUUCUGCAGCUUGUAGUGCCAACUUUGUGUCCUGGAAGAGUCGUACCAAGUACACCAUUAAACCAGUGAAGAUGAGGAAGUCUGGGGGCCGAGACCACACAGGCCGUAUCCGAGUGCAUGGUAUUGGUGGGGGCCACAAGAAACGAUAUCGCAUGAUUGACUUUCUUCGUUUCCGGCCUGAACAAGAGACCUCGCCGGGACCCUUUGAGGAGAAGGUUGUCAUGGUCCGCUAUGAUCCCUGUAGGUCAGCAGACAUAGCUCUGGUUGCUGGAGGUAGCCGGAAACGCUGGAUCAUUGCCACAGAGAACAUGCAGGCUGGAGAUGUAAUCCUCAACUCUAACCACAUAGGCAGAAUGGCAGUUGCUGCCCGGGAAGGGGAUGCACAUCCUCUUGGGGCCCUGCCUGUGGGGACUCUCAUCAACAACGUGGAAAGUGAGCCAGGCCGGGGGGCCCAGUAUAUCCGAGCUGCAGGGACUUGUGGUGUGCUGCUUCGGAAGGUAAAUGGGACAGCCAUUAUCCAGCUGCCUUCUAAGAGGCAGAUGCAGGUGCUGGAAACGUGCAUAGCAACAGUCGGCCGAGUAUCCAACGUCGAUCAUAACAAACGGGUCAUCGGCAAGGCAGGUCGCAACCGCUGGCUGGGCAAGAGGCCUUCCAGCGGGCUAUGGCACCGCAAGGGGGGCUGGGCUGGCAGAAAGAUUCGACCACUGCCCCCUAUGAAGAGUUAUGUGAAGCUGCCCUCCGCUGCUGCCCAAAGCUGAUAUUUCUGGACUCUAAUAAAAUGCUCCUCCCAUUUUAAUCUGU
Molecule: messenger RNA, 964 nt
Organism: Microcebus murinus (gray mouse lemur)
Lineage: Eukaryota; Metazoa; Chordata; Mammalia; Primates; Cheirogaleidae
Gene: MRPL2
Product: mitochondrial ribosomal protein L2
Biological process (GO): mitochondrial translation
Cellular component (GO): mitochondrial large ribosomal subunit; ribosome
Molecular function (GO): RNA binding; structural constituent of ribosome
Source: RefSeq, a predicted model, not a curated record